Messenger RNA from Anisakis simplex (herring worm), 636 nucleotides. The record is from the annotation of a GenBank genome assembly. Lineage: Eukaryota; Metazoa; Nematoda; Chromadorea; Rhabditida; Anisakidae.
GAGGAUGACCGCAUGGCUGAGAUGCCGUAUGCUGAUUUCGAAUAUCCGUACAAAAUGUACAGUGGUUAUUUGAAAGGAAACAAAGAAGGAACAUUCAAAAUGUUUUAUUGGUUGGUGGAGGCUUACGAACACCCAGAGGAUGCUCCACUGCUGCUAUGGCUUAGUGGUGGUCCUGGAUGCAGCUCGGUAGCUGGAGCGCUUGAAGAACUUGGACCAUUCUACGUGAAUCGUGAUGGAAAAUCGCUCUUCCAACAUGCGUACGCAUGGAACAGACAUGCGAACGUUCUGUUCAUUGAAUCGCCUGUCGGUACGGGUUUUUCGUACAACACAGAAGAUCCGAAGAGCUACACUGUUGGCGACGAUCUCACGGCGGAUAUAAACUUACACGCUUUGAGCGAUUUCUUCAGUCGCGUGCAACCUCAAUACAAAACGCGAACAUUUUUCAUAUCUGGCGAAUCAUAUGCAGGCAUAUACAUUCCAACACUUGCAAGACUCAUCGUGCGUGGCAUUAACGACAAAACGUUCCCGAAUACCAAAUUCCAGGGUAUGAUGAUUGGUAAUGGUUACUGUAAUGUGGAGAAACUUGCGAACUCGUUGAUUCUUUUCCAUCACUAUCAUGGACGUAUUGGACUAUAG